UGAAGCAAAUUUGAUGUAGUUACAAAAAAGAUAAUAAAGUGGCAAAUAUUUUAAAUUAUAAAACAUGGUCAUAAUCAAAUCUUUCCAACAUUUUGAGGCUCGGAACCCUACUAUUUAGUGUUCUAAAAAUAUUUGUUGUGCAUACAUUUGGAUCUAAUUAAUAGUGGAACUAAAAAAAAAAACUCCGUGAAGUUUUGACUGUUCUAUCUUAGCACAAAAACUUCCUCGCGUUAGAAUUUCAGAAGCAUUCCAAAAUAAUCGUAUUGACAGUAAAGAGCUCUCAGGAUAAAGUGAUCUGGAUGCUGGAAUGGAUCAAGGAGGGCACAAAGAAGCUUACCGAAGACACUAGUAAAAUGCAGAAACAAUUGAACAAGCUUACUGAGAGUCACAAUGAACUACGCAAACAAUUGGAGUUACAUAUUAAUGGCUCUAGUGGUGAUGAUUCUUCUGCUCCCAGAUCCGAAACGAAACAUGCGCAGCAGCCACCAAAAUACCGACUAGAAUUCACAUGUGAGGUGAAUGACGAAAUUGAAAAGGGGCAAAUCAUAGAUACUAAAAAUAAUGGGAAAACAAUAAGUGUUGUUCUGUAUGAUGAUCAUAAUCAAAUUGUAGCAACUGGCCCCUUUGCUUCUGCAAGUGUUAUGUUGGUUGUUGUUAAUGGAGGGUUCAAUCAACAUGGUAAUCAAUACACUUGGUCCAGGAAGGACUUCGAGAGAAACAUAAAGAGACCAAGACAAGGAAAUUCAGUAAUGGAAGAUGAGCAUCAUCCUGUAGAAUCAACAGUGAGCAACUGCGUAUUUAAACUUGAUGGUGGGGUUAAAGGACACAGUGAUGCGACAAUUUUGUAUAACUCCAGUAAUAAAAAGGUCAGGCUUGGGGUGAUGGUAUUGUCACCGACAGAUGAACGAGUUCUAGAAGGGUUAUCAAAUCUUUUCUUUGUUCGAGGUCAUGACAGGCCGGCGAGGCAAUGCAACCCUCACAACAGCGGGUUAAAGAGACUAAAGCAUAAAGCUAGGGUUGGCUACGGUUAUCAAGAACGAAACGGUUCAAUGCUUAUCGUGCAAAACCCAUCAGUGACAAAUCUGGUUCAACCUGAGGAAAGCAGAUGUAAUCCAGCUGCAGGAACACCACUGUUUCCAGGAAACACUUUUACAGAAGCCAGUGCUUCAAUACCACAACAUCAAUUUUCUCAUCUGGGGACGACCAACAUAGGCAUAGCUUCGGCUACGUACAACCUACCUGCUGGAAAUGAACAAUUGCUGCUAUCGGGUGGCAACUUCGCGCACCCAGAUUUGGUAUCGCACGAUUAUUCCACAGGCAGUGAGAAUUUUCCAAAUGCUACAAAAGGUACGCACUUCAAUAUGGACCAAAUAGCACUUCCGGUGCAGCUCCUAUGGGAUGUGCCUAAUGUGGAGUCGACCAAGCGUUGGAGCCUUCUUGAUCAGCUCAUGCCACUGUAUAGUUGUGCACAAAAAUAUACCAAUUAUGAUUCACCUACUAUGGGCAUCAUGCCAAAGCUCUAUGUCUCACUGGCUAUCAUACCAAAGCAAGUCACGCAGAGCCGUCGGAAAAGAGGUGUUCUCAUCGAGCUACUUGAACUGGAGGACUCAGAUGAGAAACGACCAAGAAAGAGGAAGUCGCACACCAAAUAUCGAUUGCGAUUUGUGAAUAAGGUGAAUGAGGCCUAUUACACAAUGAACCCAAUAAAAGCAGAUGACGGGAGCCAUCUGAAAGUUGCUUUGUUCGAUGAGAACGACAUGAAGAUCACAUUUGGCCCCCUGUCUUCAGCUUCUGUUGAGGUCGUAGCUCUUCACGGUGACUUCAACGUCAAUGGUCAGGAUUACUGGACUUCGGAGGAGUUCAGUCAUUGUGUAGUGUGUCCAUGGCAUAGAAAAGAAGCAUCAGUCCUAGGAGGUGACCGCAUCUUAGUUCUUGCUGAGGGAGAGGCAUGUCUCGGUAACGCCUUUUUCCAGGUAACAUCCUUUCUAGCUAGAACUGGGAAGUUCAAGAUGGGCGUAAUGUUGGCCAGCGUCCAAGAAGAGAGAAUUCAAGAAGGGAUAUCGGAACCGUUAUUGGUGAAGGAUCGUCAGUUGGAAGGUCUGCCUCCAGCGUUCCGGUUCCACCCGACGGACGAGGAGCUGAUCUUGCACUACCUGUGCAACCGCGCUACCAUCCCCGAGGUGGACAUCUACAACAUGCAGCCUUGGGACCUGCCUGCCAGGGCAAAGUUUGGCGACUGCGAGUGGUACCUUUCCUGCUUUCCAAAAAAAGAGUGGCACAUUUUCUGCCACCGCAAGUACCCCAUCAGCUCUGGCUACUGGAUGGCUACCGGCAAAGCCAGAAGGCUCACCCUCUCCGGUGCUGCCGGCAAGAUGCUCGGCUCCAAGAGGAGGCUCGUCUUCCACCUACCCAGUGGCAAGAUGACAGGAUGGGUAAUGCACGAGUAUCACCUCCCUGACAACACCACCCUCAGGUCCAUCAUCAGUAGUACCACGGCCUCAUCGUCCACCUCCAGUACCAGGGACGAAUGGGUGCUGUGCAGAAUCUUCAAAAAGACAGACCUGCUGCAGCCUUCGCCGUUCCUGGACGACGAUGCCCCUGUAUCGCCGCUGCGAGAUUGCCGUCUCCAAGCAUUCCUUUCUGUUUAGAAAAAAAGAGGAGUCUCCGGCCUAUGCGACUUGAAGCGCCUCAGUUCCCACAAAGAGGAGAUAGAGAAGACCCAAGAAAAUCCUGGACACCACCUCACGAUCCAACCUACCACACAAAACUCGUUUAAACCCAACCUAUUAGCAAGCCGAUGUGGUAGUACCUUGUUUCCUGCAAGUUUAAAUCUCCAUUCUAUGGGUUACAAAAUGAACCAAGAAAUGAAUAGGUUGAAAGUCAUGUAAUAAUAUUCUUAGUUAUAUAUGUUAACAAAACAAUAUCGAAUGUAUAUAUAGCACACUAGCCCUAACUAAUGAUAGAGAUGUCAAGGGUGUCCUGAUAGUUGGUACACUUCUUCCCAAUUAA
Molecule: messenger RNA, 3009 nt
Organism: Panicum virgatum (switchgrass)
Lineage: Eukaryota; Viridiplantae; Streptophyta; Magnoliopsida; Poales; Poaceae
Exons: 10
Coding region: 300-2648 (782 amino acids)
Biological process (GO): regulation of DNA-templated transcription; regulation of salicylic acid biosynthetic process
Cellular component (GO): nucleus
Molecular function (GO): DNA-binding transcription factor activity; calmodulin binding; sequence-specific DNA binding
Source: RefSeq, a predicted model, not a curated record